Molecule: messenger RNA, 835 nt
Organism: Medioppia subpectinata
Lineage: Eukaryota; Metazoa; Arthropoda; Arachnida; Sarcoptiformes; Oppiidae
Source: the annotation of a GenBank genome assembly
CCCUAAACUCUUCGCCAUACGGGCCUCAGGAUUCUAGUCUAUUGCAAAGCACUCAACUCUCACCUCAUUCUUCGUGUGUCAGUCCCCGACCCAGUUCUUCAAACGCAAUGUUAGACAUGACAAACCCGACCACAAAUGGUUAUCAUCGGUCCUGUUCUCCAUCAGCGAUGUCGGGAAGCAGUUCUCCAAACCUGGUGUCCGUCAAACAGGCGCAGGUCGUCAAGAACUCAACACCUAAUGGCACCUCUAAUCCCAAUCGAGGAAUGCGUGUCGUUAUGUCUAAUUCACACAAUAAUUUAACAUCACGAAAUGGCGUCUUAGGAAACACAGCAAUCUCUGUGACCACUUCUAUCCCCGGUAUGCCUGGAUAUCCGUCCUCUUUAGGCUCGUUUGGUCCGAAUGACUUUCAACUGAAUUCCGAGUUAGCGCUCGCGGGCUUCAACUCUCCGGGUCUUCUCCACAACUGGUCGUCUCAGCACUCACUCAGCGGACUAACACACGGAGGCGCUUCAAUCCCUGGUAACGGAGGUUUGCCGCACCUGUCAGUGAGUAGUAGUACUCCUCCUCCGUCUUCAUCUCCCCUAUCAAUAAAAGUGAAGAGCGAACCCAUAUCUCCGCCACGCGAUGGGACACAUCAACAUCACGCAAGUCUCGGCCCAUUACAGAGGCCUCCUUCGAGCACAACCGGCCAUUUAUCUCCAGGACAUCCAUUGACACCAUCGACAUCAUCAUCACCCGACCCAUCGGGUAGUUCUGACUACGAGGGGCCGAUCCAGAAGCGGAUAAGGGUUACGGCCGACGGUUGGCCCGCUUAACACUCACUAUCACUCCCUAA